Messenger RNA from Cylindrotheca closterium, 1842 nucleotides. Lineage: Eukaryota; Bacillariophyta; Bacillariophyceae; Bacillariales; Bacillariaceae. The record is from the annotation of a GenBank genome assembly.
AUGACGGUGUCGAUCAUGACACGGGCGACAGCUGCCUUUCAACGGUCAUUUAUGGCGCCGGUUGCUCGAAAGGCUGGUGUACUGCAAGGACCACCUUAUUCCACCACUAUAUCCUACAUAUCACCAUCCACAUCAUCUACAACAUCAAACAGAAUAACAGGAGCAGCAAGACUAGGAUUCCAGCAACGAAAUACGCCGACAAUAGCCGUAUAUUCCUCUCUGGCGUCACCUGACGAGAACACAGUCUCGACAACUACUACCACAACAGCGGAUGAUAAUGGUGCCGAGAAGACACCCGCACCUCCCAGAAGGUUUAUUCCAAAGCCAUUCGAAUAUCAUCAAGUGAUAACGAUUCGAAUUGAUUCUUUGACAAAUAUGGGAUGGGGUAUCGGUCGUGUUGCAAUUGAAGAUGACGAAAGCGAAGAAGAAAUUGUUACCGAAGUUGGUGGUGGUGAUGGUUCUGAAACGGAUGCUCCUAGUCGCAUGUGGGUUGUCAUGGUACCACAUGUGGUUGUGGGAGAACUGGUAUCAGUCCGAAUCUUUCGCAAUCAAAAGAACUACAGCGAAGCUGAUUUGAUCGAAGUGCUGGAACCAAGCGCCCAUCGGGUCGAACCGAAAUGUCCGUUGGCGGGAACCUGUGGAGGAUGCCAAUACCAACACAUGUCUCUUGAAGCUCAGCGAGAAUGGAAGACCAAACAUGUCGAAGAGGUGCUUUCUCAACAACAAAUUCAAGGCUAUGAGAGUGCUGAUUACGGCAAAACAUGGGAGGUCCUGCCCACAGUUGGUACGGAUGACGUAUAUGGAUACCGCAGCAAAAUCACACCGCAUUAUCAAGCUCCUAGAGAGAUUGGUCUCGACGAAUACCAAUUGGAAGAGAUUGGCUUCCAAAGGUCAUCAAAUCGCAACUUGGUGGAUGUUCCCGAGUGUCCCAUUGCCACACCAGCAAUCAAUGCCAAAUAUAAGGAAGUUCGAGAACACUUGCACAAACAAGCUAAGAUUGGUGAAUUGAACAAACCGACGAAACAGAAGAAACGAAAGCGAGGAGGUCGAGGUGGUGCUACUGGCGCGACAUUGCUGUUCCGGCAUGCAGAUGAUGACGAAAAUGGCAAUCCAGUCGUAGUGACAGACCACAAGGAAUACAUGACAACAACGAUCAAGGACCUAAAAUUUCGAUACUUGGCUGGUAACUUCUUCCAAGUCAACAACUUUGUGAUUCCACUCAUGGUGGAUGCCGUCGUCAAGGCUGCAACACAACCGACCAAGAAGGGCACUCCCCCAUCCUAUUUGCUGGAUUGUUACUGUGGUUCUGGCUUGUUUGCCUUGAGUGCAGCCUCAUCCUUUGACGCUUGCGUGGGAAUUGAAUUGAAUGAAAAAGCGAUCGAAGAAGCUUAUGUGAACGCUGAGAUGAACAGCAUUUCAAACUGUCACUUUGUGGCAGCCAGUGCGGAAGCCAUCUUUACGAGCCCACCAAAAAUCGAAUUGUCAAGUGACGAGCCACCAAGCAGUGGGGACAAUAACGGCGACAUUGACGCGGGAAAUACAACAACAGCAAAACGAGAGAUUGCUGUGAAUGAAUUUCCACGAGACCAGACAGUUGUUGUGGUGGACCCACCUCGUAAAGGAUGCUCAGAAGAGUUCCUCAAACAACUGUAUGACUACAAUCCGGAGCGAAUUGUGUACAUGAGCUGUGGCCCUGCCACACAAGCGAGAGAUGCCAAAGGAAUUGUCGAAAUUGGAGGAUAUGAAAUCGUCUCUGUUCAACCGUUUGACCUCUUCCCACAAACCAAGCAUGUGGAGAGUCUUGUUGUGUUUGAAAAAAAACCAGUAGCAAUAGAAUUCUAA